AUGACCAUCGCAGCUCCUCCAUCUAUCCUUCUCCACAGCGGCAUCUUGCUCCUCCACGACGAGAACGACGAUGUACAAGUCGUGCGAGACGGGGACAUCCUCAUCACCAACGGCAUCAUCGCCAAGAUCGGCCACGAUAUCAUAUCAGUUUCGGACGAAACCAUCGAGGUGAUCGAUUGCAGGGAGAAGAUCAUUUCUCCGGGGUUCGUCGAUGCGCAUCAUCAUGUGUGGCAGACGCAGUUGAAGGGAAGGCAUUCGGAUGAUAGUUUGUUGGAUUAUCAUCCGAAGGGGAACCUGCAGUACUUCAACUACACCGCGGAAGAUGUCUUUUGGGGAGAGCUGGGUGGGCUGUUGGAGGCGAUCGAUGGCGGCACUACCAUGGUUGUAGACCAUGCACACAUGUCUCUCAGCCCAGAUCGAACACUUGCCGGCUUCUCAGCCACACUCACAAGUGGAAUUCGAUCAAUCUUCUGCCCGAGUCUGGUCCCACAAAUCAAGCGUUGGGAUAAAGACGGCUACGAACUGAGCACAUCCAAGCCGGUGCCUGAGUUCUUCAUGCCACAAAUCAAGUCUCUCUACACAAUCUCAAUCUUCCAGGAAGCUCGAGGUGCUGGUUGCAAGUUCAUCACUUCUCACUGGCGGAGGAAUAACGUUGCGGGCAGCGGUGGACAUUCUGUUCCCGCGACAUUGAAGGAAUAUGGGCUGCUAAGACCGGACAUUCUUCUCUCACACGGGACUGGAUCGACUGAUGAGGAGUUCAAGUGGAUGAAAGAGUCCGGAUCAGUGGUUUGCAUGACCCCUGCGACGGAGUCCCAGAUGGCGCAUGGAGAGGUUGCUGGCUUCAGAGAGGAUGUGAUUGGGUGUUUUGGGGCCGAUUGCCAUUCUAACAACCACGCCUCGAUCCUGCACGCCAUGCAAGUCGGUCUUGCAGUAGCACGAUCGCAUCGUAACUCCCGAAUCAUGUCGCAAGGUCGCUUUCCAAGACUCAUACAGCCUACUACGCAGCAAGCUUUCAACUUGGGGACCAUAGCCGGUGCUCGAGCGCUUCGAAUGGACAAGCAGAUCGGGAGUCUCAAGGAAGGCAAGCAAGCCGACAUAGUCAUCUUCAGCACCGACAGCCCCAGCAUGACUUGCGUUGUGGAUCAUGAUCCCCUUGCUGCGGUGGUUCGUCAUGCGAGUAACGCUGAGAUAGAGCAUGUCUUGGUGGGUGGAAAGUUCUUGAAGAGAGAUGGUAGGCUUUGCGAUGUUCAGGUCGAAGCAGUCAAAGGAUGGGAGUCAGGGCUGGAGGAUAGCACACUGAGCUGGAAGACCGUGGCUGGGGAGUUGAGGAGAAGUCGCAGAGAUAUUCAGGCCAGAAUUGCUUCAUGUGAUGUGAAUGCUGCGAGGCGGAAAGUGAUGGAAAGCUGGGGGUUCACGGGAGGGGAUGAGGUCUUCAUGUGA
This is a messenger RNA of Zasmidium cellare ATCC 36951, 1440 nucleotides long. RefSeq lists its product as uncharacterized. Gene Ontology annotation, molecular function: deaminase activity. Gene Ontology annotation, cellular component: cytosol. The transcript is spliced from 5 exons. NCBI's taxonomy places the organism in Eukaryota, Fungi, Ascomycota, Dothideomycetes, Mycosphaerellales, Mycosphaerellaceae. Bases 1 to 1440 code for a protein of 479 amino acids. The record is from RefSeq and is a predicted model, not a curated record.